GAAAUCAGGAAAGCGAACAAAACCUUAGAUAAGGUUUAAAACGUACAGAAUGUAUAUAAGAUGGAAGGUUUUGCCAGGAAGAUGUGGUACGUUUUCACUCAUUUCAUUAGCCAGCCGAGAAACGGACUUUUCAAUGAGCACAUUGGCACAGUAUUUUUAGUACUUUCACUUCUGACUUUGCAAAAACGAUUUAUUAAAUUUUAUAUUUUUUUAUGUGAAUCAACUUAUCUGUUUAUGCCAUAAAUUAUGGGGCUUUCGCCUGUAGUUUUUAUUUUAUUGAGACAAGCAUGGUGUGACGUGCCAGACUCCCUUGUUUCAGAGACAAAUAGAGUGUUUUGUUUUAUUGAACCAAAUGUAGGAACAUCUUGAAAUCGAAGAAUUGUGCCCUACUGUGGUAAUGACCAUGUAUGGUCCACUUUAUUUAUUCUACAAGAAAAAGUUCAUAUUGCAGUACCUGUAUUGAGUUGUACAAAGAAUAAAAUUUGCAAAACUAUUUCCAGCAUAAUUUCUGCAUAACAUAAUUAAAACAAGCAUGGAACUUGCUGAGCUUGACCUCAAUGCUCGCUUAAAAAGCAUUUUUGAUGAAACUGGUGAAGAAGAUGAUUUCCUAGGUUUUUCAGACACCGAAGUUACUAAGUCUUCUGAUGAAGAUCAACUGUGCUUCUCAAAAUCUGUUGAAAUAGAAAAUAUAAACCAAGACAGUAAUUCAAAAACAUCUGGAUAUGGAAGUACUGAUGACUUGACUGAUUCGGAUUCUGAUAUCUUAUCCGAUUCUGAAGAUGAAGAAAUAAACAAAAAAAGAGAGAAGAAGCUAUGCAUGAAAGAAGGGGCAUCCAAAAAUUUAUUGACAGAUAUUCAUAAUGAACCUGUAUUUAAGCAAAUGAUAGCUAAAACUCCUUUGUCUCUGAAAAGACAGCAUCGCACCUCAAGACCAACUUGUCCUAAGCAAUAUUACACCACUCACAGGCUUCCUCCUGUUACGAGACGUCGUUCUAAACUUGGUGAUCCAAACUAUAAAUGUGGAGAAGAAGAAGAAGCUUCAAAUUGGAAACCAAAGUUGCUUGUUCGUUUUGGCCCAAAACGACAAACUUCAGGCAGCGAUGAUGAAGAAUCGUAUCAACCAAGGAAAAGAUCUUAUACUCGUCGAUCGGUUAAUACACAGGAGCAUAUUAUAAUUCCUGUUGAAGAUGUCACAGAUGCAAUGUUAGAUAAUAUUGCGCAAUAUUCUGUAGGAAAAGAUUAUAACGCAAUUAAUGGUACAUCAUGUCAUCAAUGUCGACAAAAAACUAUGGAUACAAAAUCUUGCUGUCGAAACAAAGAAUGUGUUGGUGAGGGCCAAUUCUGCGGCCCAUGUCUGAAAAAUCGAUAUGGGGAAUCUGUGCAGGAAGCACUUCUUGAUCCUGAUUGGUCAUGCCCUGUUUGCAGGGGGUUCUGCAACUGCAGUAUUUGCAGGAACCGUAAUGGAAAAUGUGCAACUGGAAUUCUUAUCGGUCUUGCCAAACAUCAUGGAUUCACGAAUGUAAAAGAUUAUCUUGGAAGUCUAAAAAGUGAAAAUCAGUUUAUUGAAGAAUCUUAAAACCAAUUUAAAAUUUUGUGAUACCCACUGUACAAAUGGUUUUUCAAGUACUUUGAUUUUCAUGAAAUUUAUCCAUGCCAGUUUUGUUAUGUUACGUUUACUUUUACUUCAGGAAAGCAUAUUUUAUUACUAGCCAAACAUACAUUUUUAUCAAUUUUCAAAGAAGCUGAAGGGAUGAUUACUUGGUACGGUACAUAUCAAUUUUAUUUGACAUUUUUACUAAUACAUAACAAGUAACAACGAGCUCUUUUUAUGAAGCUUUUAUAGUACUGUAAAACAGUGAGCAUUUUAUUAACUUGCCUUUGAGCUACCUUUUUGUUAUUUUUAUAUGAUUCAAAAUAUUUGCCUUUUUAUUGUGCCGAAAUGCCAAUAGUGCCUUUGUUGUUAAAUUCAUUCUGAAAAAUACAUUCAAUGCUGUUUUUGAACUGAGUUAUGCAAAGUUGAUUUUUGUGGAUGAAUGACUGAAAUUGCCUGAGCGCUAUCAAUUCUCACGAGACAAUUUUUUGAAGUUAUUUCAUCAAGAUUUCGUCAAAAACUAAUUUGAACAGUUACUGUAGCUAUGUUUUGUACAUCAGAUGAGAAAUUAUUUCUCAAGUUCAUGUUAUUCUUUAUUUUCAUUUCAAUUCGUCCUUCAGGAGUAAAUCUGUGUGAACUUGAAGUGUUAUCUCAAUUUUAAAUGUUUUUGUGUGAUUUUCGAGAUUUGUGACUGCAGGAUUGUUGUCUUAGAAUUUGUUACUUUGCAGUAGUUUGCUGUUUUAUUCAUUUUUGGUCUCAAAUAAAUGAUUUUCCUAUAUGA
This is a messenger RNA of Styela clava, 2372 nucleotides long. Its product is annotated as cell division cycle-associated protein 7-like. NCBI's taxonomy places the organism in Eukaryota, Metazoa, Chordata, Ascidiacea, Stolidobranchia, Styelidae. Gene Ontology annotation, biological process: regulation of DNA-templated transcription. Gene Ontology annotation, cellular component: nucleus. The record is from RefSeq and is a predicted model, not a curated record.